AGAUCAACUGCGAGCAUCUUCCGACGAGCCAGACAUCAGGGCGCGCGGUCACACUCGGACGCUAUCUGGACUGUUCUGCUGCUUGUUUUAGUUUUUCUGCAAAAAAUAAAAAAUAAACACUGGACCAGCAUCAUGAAGGAAAGGAGAAAUACACAGCCGCUGGUGGUGAGAUGUAAACUGGUUCUUGUGGGAGACGUUCAAUGCGGAAAAACGGCGAUGUUGCAAGUCCUGGCGAAGGAUUGUUAUCCAGAGACCUACGUGCCGACGGUAUUUGAAAACUACACAGCCUGUCUGGAGCUGGAGGAGCAGCGAGUGGAGCUCAGUCUGUGGGACACUUCAGGUUCUCCAUACUAUGAUAAUGUGAGGCCCCUGUGCUACAGUGACUCUGAUGCAGUUUUGCUGUGUUUUGACAUCAGCCGCCCAGACACUGUCGACAGCAGUCUGAAGAAGUGGAAAACUGAGAUCCUGGACUUCUGUCCGAGCACGCGUAUCUUGCUCAUCGGAUGUAAGAUCGACCUGCGCACAGAUGUCUGCACACUGAUGGAGCUGUCCAAUCAGAAACAGACACCCAUCACCUAUGAGCAGGGUUCUGCCAUGGCCAAGCAGCUGGGUGCAGAGGCUUACCUGGAGUGCUCAGCUUUCACCUCUGAGAAAAGCAUUCACAGUGUGUUCCGCACCGCAGCAAUGGCCUGCAUCAACAAGCUGCAGCCUCUCCCGAAGUCUAGCCCCACCCGCCGCCUCUCCAAAAGACUUCUCCACCUGCCUAGCAAGUCGGAUUUGCUCUCCUCCACCUUCAAGAAGGAGAAGGCCAAGAGCUGCUCGGUCAUGUGAGUGGAGACCUCUUGGGUUACAGUCAUCACAUGCGACCCCAAGCCCCUGCCUCUUUGGUCUCGGGGGAGGGGGGGUGGGCACGAUGGUUUUAUCAGGGCUUCCUGCUGAAUCCUUCCCUCACCCCCCCAGAAACCAAACGCCCCUCAGAAGAGGUGGACACCUCGCUGCCCACUUGCUCCUGAACCUUUUAGCGCACAUCUUUUUCCACUACUGUUUAUCUUGCUUUCGAACAAACAAUAUCAGUCAAGGUUUUAUCAUCGAGCUAUCAUUUCUUCACCUGUAAACAGUAUGCAACUAGAACGGUGUUACAUCUGUAUGAUUUUACUAUCUCUAGGCACAUGUUGAUUUUGUCCAAAUUGGAAAUGUGCAACGUGUGACGUUUAAUCUUGUGAUGUAAAUGCCUCUCAGACAAUUCAAUGGAUAUUUUUCUAAGUACAAAAAUAUAUCUAGCAUGAAACUGUCAGGAAUUAGCAAAAUCCUGUACAUCCCUCUUAGUAAGGUGUGUGAGCUGUGAAAUAGCUUCUCACUGGUAUCCCCAUUUAGGCCUGUGAAAGCACAGAGUUGUAGAGGGAGUAGUGGGACAAACCACAGUGAGAGCUAUUACAUAGAGAGCGGUUCUCGUGGUCUCAGUGGUGAUAAGAGCAGGCAUAAGAGCUCUGAGCACAGGCUGCCGUGCAGACAGCAGUCUAGACUAUUUCAACCUGCAUGGAUUCUUAGUGCAUGGUUGUGUAGCUCUGGACAGCACUGCUCCGCAGGCUUUCAGUGGACUAAGUGGAGGUGGCUGAAAACGCUGUGGUACAAAAUGAAAUGAGGACACACAAAAAUAAAUGGAAGUUUAGUCUUUAGUUCUUCUGGUGUCUCUGCUGUCACAGCUGGAGUCUAUUUUAAAAUACUAUAUUGUGUUGGGACAGACACAUUUUAAUAGAUGACAAAAGACGCAUUCGUUGUGACCAGGAGCAUAAACACAAAUAGUUCAAUGCUGAGCUGUCGAGUGUUAUUUAUGAAGCUGUGGCUGGUUUUUGAUGCCAGUCAAAGUGUUAGGAGGUAUAUUUAAAAGCAUAGGAUCACGUCUACCUAAGUCAGGCUGACUGCGAUUUGGAAAAUGUGGUUUGUAGAUUAGAGAAGAUUUGUAGCAUUGCGUUGUUGAGAGCUUUUCAACAAUUCUCUAAUGGUAUGCAGUUUUGAAAAAUGCCUUUCAUAUCAUGUUCCCAAAAGUUAUUGAGAAUAUUUUGACUACUGUAAUAUGCCUGUGGAUAUAUCUCGUUUGCAACAAUCCAAUGUAGCACUCCCAACUUGACUCUACUCUUCCAAGAUGACGCUAGUUUUUUUUGUCGUACACUCAUGUUGAUCUAGUGACCUCCAAUAAGCAGCACUUACUGUAGGUUACAGUGACUACGGAGCAAAAAUUGGACCCUUUUCUGAGCUUAAAUCUUUGGCUUCAUGGUUAUAUUUCUGUGCAGCAUUGAUCUCUGUGCUUCAAACCAUAAAGCAAUAAGGAUUUAAGUGCUUGUGAUGCAAGGUAACCUGUAUGGCAAUAAAGAUGCAGCUUUGUGAUUACUGUCAUGCUAUAACGCUCCAUGGACAUCCACGUUAUAGACUGGAACCAUCUCUGCUGUACAAAGAGGCUGCUUAUCUGUGUUUGCCCCUCCUCCUCCAUGUAAGUUGCCACUGGUAUAUAGAACAAUCACCCCUAUGAAAUAGAGUAUGUGGAAAAAGAGCAAACAACACUCUCUGAGUUGGAGAUGCUAGAAUAUGUUUUACCAAAUCAUAAUAAAAAGUAUUGAGGCAGUAGGACUUAAAUUAACUGCUCGAGGGAGUGCAGUGCAGUGUAUGUUUUUAAAAUUGGAAACAUUCAAAAGUCUAACAGUCAUCUUGUAAAAAGGGCUAGUGUGUGGAAAAAAGGAAAUUAUGUGGAACUAAGCAGAACAAGUAAUGAAAAAGCACAGGCUGGCCCUGUCCAAAGAAAGCUAUUUUUCAUAUUUUGUUUUUAUGAUUGCUGUGAUUUUGUUUUUUCUGGGGUUUUUUUGUUUUUUUUUGCUGCUGUUUUUUGGUAUUUAAAGCAUGAUGUGAGUCCCGCUGUUGUUUUAGAAAUAUCUCACUGAGAUGGUUGUAGCGUCUUUAUGGAGCUGUGAGCUGCCCCCGAUAGUCGGAGGAACUUUAAGUGGUGAUUUGCACAAAGGCUUCCAGUUCAUGGUCGUACACCAAAUUCCUCGGCAUUGCCUAGCAACAAGUCAGUGUAGGAACCAGAAACUGGCUCUUGGGUUGGUUGUGUGGACAGAGAGGGUUGGCUCACAAGCAGACAUCCUCACAUCCAUUAUUACAGCUUCAGUAUGCAUUUAUUGCAAGGCUUGUUCAAAAAAUAAUUUGUUGAGAUAUAUAUAAAAUAUAAUUUUUGGGGUUGGGGAGCUGAUUCCAGGCCCUCUGAAGAUGAGAUAGAUGGGUGGCUCACAGACCUUGUCAGUUAAUAUGCAGCCUUUGUGUUGUAGUCAGUGUGUGGUACAAUGGUGCAGUCAAACUCCUACGCAUGUCCUAUUGAAGUUGUAUGAUUGUACAUACUGUCUCUUGUUUUAUAAUCAUUGUAAGACAUCUUCAAGGAUGUCACAUGAAAAUAUUGUUGUUGAUGUGAAUAUUUAUUUGGCAGCUUUUUUUUUUGCCUUUUUUGAUUGACAUGUACAUUUGUUUAAAAUCUAUUUUGAAAACUUGACUUUUUUUCUUUUGUUUUUUGCUGUGUUAAAUAAAGCUUGCCCUGUUCGGCACCCUUGA
Messenger RNA from Micropterus salmoides (largemouth bass), 3594 nucleotides. It is a transcript of the gene rnd1b, whose product is annotated as Rho family GTPase 1b. NCBI's taxonomy places the organism in Eukaryota, Metazoa, Chordata, Actinopteri, Centrarchiformes, Centrarchidae. Gene Ontology annotation, biological process: small GTPase-mediated signal transduction. Bases 133 to 831 code for a protein of 232 amino acids. The record is from RefSeq and is a predicted model, not a curated record. The transcript is spliced from 5 exons. Gene Ontology annotation, molecular function: GTP binding; GTPase activity.